This is a messenger RNA of Lotus japonicus, 557 nucleotides long. RefSeq names its product histone H4. The record is from RefSeq and is a predicted model, not a curated record. The transcript has a single exon. Gene Ontology annotation, biological process: nucleosome assembly. Bases 79 to 390 code for a protein of 103 amino acids. Gene Ontology annotation, molecular function: DNA binding; protein heterodimerization activity; structural constituent of chromatin. Gene Ontology annotation, cellular component: nucleosome. Lineage: Eukaryota; Viridiplantae; Streptophyta; Magnoliopsida; Fabales; Fabaceae.
CCAAUUUCCCAUCAAAACCCUAGAAUCCCAAUCAAUUUUCCCGAGAAAAUUCAAUUCGAUCUCUGAUUGUUCAUCAAAAUGUCGGGUCGUGGAAAGGGAGGCAAGGGAUUGGGAAAGGGAGGAGCAAAGAGGCAUCGCAAGGUGCUGCGCGACAACAUCCAGGGAAUCACGAAGCCGGCGAUUCGGAGAUUGGCGAGAAGAGGCGGAGUGAAGAGAAUCAGUGGCUUGAUCUAUGAGGAAACCAGAGGGGUGCUCAAGAUUUUUCUCGAGAAUGUGAUUCGUGAUGCGGUUACAUACACCGAGCAUGCGAGGAGGAAGACUGUUACUGCUAUGGAUGUUGUUUAUGCUCUUAAGAGGCAGGGAAGGACCCUCUAUGGAUUCGGGGGUUGAAAAUUUGGGUUGCUGUGGGGUUGUGCUGUUCUGGGUUUUGGGAUUUGGGUUGUGGGUAUGUGUAAAUUUGGUGAAUUUGAGGUGUUGGUUGUGUUUUUUGGUUUGAGCUGAAUUGUCAUGUAUGUUGAUUAUCUCAAUCUAAUGAAAGAUGAUUGAAGUUACUUCUA